GGCUGCAGAAGCGUCUGGUCUCCGGGACUCGUCGUGUUGUGUUGUUUCGUGUUGUGUUGUGUUGUGUUGUGUAGCAGCGGAGCGGAGCGGAGCGGAGCAACAUGGACAUGAUGGGCAAGAAAGAGCGACGCGGAGUGAAUGUGAAAGGCUGCCUGAAGAGGAACUGGCUGCUCAUCGCCACGGUGGCGUCGGUGCUGCUCGGGAUUAGUGUGGGUGUCGUGGUGAGGGAAUAUGCAUUCCUCUCCCACCUCCACAAGCAGUACUUUGGCUUCCCAGGAGAGAUACUGAUGAGAAUGCUCAAGCUGAUCAUCCUUCCGCUCAUCAUUUCCAGCAUGAUAACAGGGGUUGCAGCCCUGGACUCGGAGGUGUCAGGAAAGAUUGGUCUGCGAGCUGUUGUGUACUACUUCUCAACUACAAUCAUCGCGGUCAUUUUGGGUAUUAUAUUGGUGAUGACUAUCAAACCAGGAGUGUCUCAGAUGGCUGAGCACAUAGACAGGGCUGGCACGACGCCGAACGUGACGACGGUCGACACUUUACUGGACCUCAUCAGAAACAUGUUUCCUGAAAAUCUGGUGCAGGCUUGUUUUCAACAGUACAAGACGAAGCAUAAAGAGCUGGAGCCAUCCAGGGCCGUGAUGGCCAACACCACCACACUCCCACCUCUUGCCUCUACAAUCAUGGCUGCUGUGGAGAAUGUCACCAGGGAAUAUAAAAUCAUUGGGACGUAUUCAGACGGAGUCAACGUCCUCGGCCUUAUCGUAUUCUGUGUUGCUUUCGGCCUCGUUAUUGGGAAGAUGGGUGAAAAAGGACGCAUCCUCCUGGAAUUUUUUGAUGCCUUGAACGAGGCAACUAUGAAACUAGUCCAGAUAAUUAUGUGCUACAUGCCAGUGGGGAUCAUGUUCCUAAUUGCGGCUAAGAUCAUCGAAGUGGAGGACUGGGAGAUCUUCAGGAAGAUGGGCCUUUACAUGGUGACGGUGCUGAGCGGUUUGGCAAUCCACUCCAUCAUUUGUCUGCCACUGAUCUUCUUUGUGAUUGUGAGAAGAAACCCUUAUACGUUCACCUUAGGGAUGGCCCAGGCGCUGGUGACGGCACUCAUGAUAUCCUCGAGCUCCGCCACCCUGCCCGUCACCUUCCGAUGUGCCGAGGAGAACAACCGGAUUGACAAGCGAAUCACCCGUUUCGUCCUCCCAGUAGGUGCCACCAUCAACAUGGACGGCACAGCGCUGUACGAGGCUGUGGCUGCCAUUUUUAUCGCCCAGCUAAACGACUAUGAACUGGACAUGGGCCAGAUUGUUACCAUCAGCAUAACAGCAACAGUUGCCAGCAUUGGGGCAGCAGGCGUGCCCAACGCUGGGCUGGUCACCAUGGUCAUCGUCCUAACGGCUGUUGGACUUCCAGCAAGCGAUGUGACGCUGAUUGUUGCUGUGGACUGGCUCCUGGACCGGUUCCGUACUAUGGUCAAUGUGCUUGGGGAUGCAUACGGGGCAGGCAUUGUCCAGAAACUGUCCAAGAGAGAGCUGGAGAGAAUGGACAUGACAUCGGAUGUGGACGUAGCCAACCCUUUCGCUUUGGAUUCCCCUCUGGAUGAUGAGGAAUGUGAGAAGAAGUCCUACGUCAAUGGAGGCUUUACUGUUGACAAGACAGACGCCAUCUCGUUCACUGAAACCUCCCAGUUUUAGCCCCCUGGCUGGCUGGAACCGUGGAGGAAAGAAAGUACCAUGCUGCUAUCAAUAUAAUAACAGAAGAAAGCGGAACGCCGUGCGUUAUGUAUCAGUGCCAAUGUGAGAGAGGAAAACCAUUUCAGAAGAAUUAUCCCAGCUUCCAUACCAACGAUAGUAACCUCCAUUCUCUCAUGCGUUCAACCUCAAGCUUGUCCAAGAUGAUCACGCUCCAAACCAGUUUGGACCUCUACUUGUCCCAUCCUUAAAACCAGAACUCAAUGAAAGUGCUUCCAUCCUAUGCUGAUAUAGUGCCAAGAAUUAACAAAAAUAACAAAUACUCUUUCUUUGGAACAAGAAUUUCUUUUUGCAAGUAAAUCCUGACAAGAAGAGCCUGUUGGAGAGCAUUGAUUGGGAUUUAUUUUGUACAUAUUAUCACGAUGCUAAGAAAUGUGUUUAUAUUUUGCCGGGAAAAAAAAGCAUGAGAAUGUACAUAAUCUAGAUGUUCUACUAUAUGAAGCAAAUUGAUGAUUCAGUACUCUUCAAAACUUUGGUAAGCAAAUCAGAAUUCUGUAUUUUACACUUAAGUGGUCUUUGUUGGUUCUUUGGUAAGAUAAUGAAACGAUAAUGAAAGGUUUUCGUAUGUACGUGAUGCUGAACCUCGAUUUUGCCUAAUCCAGUGCUCGUGUAUCGUCUCUGUAUAUCCAAACUGUGCCAAACGUAACUACUUUUUCUAUUCAGCUGCAUGGGGCAAUAUGUUAAAGAAAUAGAAAAAAAAACACUGGCUGCAAAUAAGACUUUUACUUGGUCUUUCAAGAGUUCUUCACAAAAGACUGGAGAAGAGUAAACGAAGGUUGGCACAAUGAAGAACUUAUGAAUCCAUUGAACACUGUGAAAUAUAAAGAACAUUUUUUCAUAUCAUAAUCACAAAUAGAUUGAAUAUUAGAAUGUCCUUACAUAUGGAAAUGCUACUUUAAAGAACUUAAAU
Messenger RNA from Lampris incognitus (smalleye Pacific opah), 2646 nucleotides. RefSeq names its product solute carrier family 1 member 1 (gene slc1a1). The transcript is spliced from 12 exons. NCBI's taxonomy places the organism in Eukaryota, Metazoa, Chordata, Actinopteri, Lampriformes, Lampridae. The record is from RefSeq and is a predicted model, not a curated record. Bases 102 to 1679 code for a protein of 525 amino acids. Gene Ontology annotation, molecular function: L-cysteine transmembrane transporter activity; glutamate:sodium symporter activity; L-glutamate transmembrane transporter activity. Gene Ontology annotation, biological process: L-glutamate transmembrane transport. Gene Ontology annotation, cellular component: plasma membrane.